CGGCGUUGGAACGGCUGCUGAGCCGGGGGUUCGUGUUUGCUGGGCGGUUGUACAGGUACCUGCUGGCCAAGGGCGGCUCCAUUUGGUGUGCGGCAGUGCGCAGUGCGAGGACUGAGGACCGGGCUGCAUGGGAGCCGCUCCGAAACCCAAUAACGGGCGGUUGGCCGUUGCUGGGCGCUGCCGUACAUCUCACCUCCGUACAGUCCAUGGCUAUGCGAGCCGAGCUCUGGGCCAGUCGGGCGGUACCGCUGGGGCUGCCGGCGGGCUGGACUGUACGCUACGAACCCGAUUUAGAGGCGACUGACCCACGGGUCACCGCCGGCAGCUCCGACACCCCGCAACCCGCCAUCAAGCUCACUGACGGAGCUGGCAGGGCCUCCCUGGACCUCUGGCCCCUCAUCCACGCCGCAUGGGCACGACAUCGCGCCGCCGCCGCCGCCGCCGCCGCAGAUUCCAUCAGCGUCACCGUUGAC
Molecule: messenger RNA, 473 nt
Organism: Astrephomene gubernaculifera
Lineage: Eukaryota; Viridiplantae; Chlorophyta; Chlorophyceae; Chlamydomonadales; Astrephomenaceae
Source: the annotation of a GenBank genome assembly